AUGUCGUGUUCUAUCCCUCGUGAGCUGAACGAGGCUGCUCUCGAGCAUUUUAUCUACAUGCCAGUUUCAUCACAGAUGGUCAACUAUCUAGCACGGAAAGCACAAGAAGUCAUCUCAUGCGAGCCAUCUUCAGCAAGAGACCUACCACCAUCACCACCCCAAACACCACCACAAGACUCUUCAGCGAGUCAUCUUCCAACAAUAGAAAAGUUCAUCAGUUCGAUCGUAAGAAAGUCCAAUGUCCAGGUACCAACACUCAUGACCACCUUGGUGUAUCUUGAACGUUUAAAGAAGCGUCUUCCUCCAAUGGCAAAGGGAUUAAAGUGUACUGUCCACCGCAUCUUCCUCGCUGCUCUCAUUCUCUCAGCAAAGUUUCUCAACGAUUCGUCGCCAAAGAACAAGCACUGGGCGGAAUAUUCACGUGUCCGAGGAUUCGAGCCAUUUGGAUUCUCGAAAACUGAAGUAAACUUGAUGGAAAAGCAGCUUCUUGGUCUUCUUGAGUGGGAUUUGAACGUCACCAAUGAUGAUCUAUACCGCCACUUCGACCCAUUCUUGGCACCAAUUCGAUCUGAGAUUCUGAAGGAGGAGGAGCGAGUUCGUGCAAAGGAGAGCCGAAAGCGUGCUAUCAAGGAGCAACAGCAACAGGAGGAAGCUGCUCGUCGUCAAUACGAGGCUACUCAGUACUGGAUGCAGGAUUGCGAGGAGAAGCACUCAGUCGUAUACCAGGACCCAUACGCCGACCGCGCAGGAUCCACUCGCUCAAGAUACGAUUCUCCACCUUCAGCUUCAGACAUUCCAGAUUUAUCACGCUCAGCAACUUACGAUGAUUACUGCACCUCAUCUUCGGCAUCCUCGUAUGUGGAAGAUGUCUCAAGAGAAGGAACCCCAUUAUCAAGCAUUGGAAGCUACAUGGAAGAGGAGCAAGCUUCAUACGAUGGACCAAGAGCUUACAGCGCCAGUCCAAGACAUCACCGCGACGUGGUCCACAUCGCCUCCCAGCACUCCACUGGAAAGCACAGCAUGCUUCCAUACGAGAUCGAACGGCCAUACGAUCAAGCCAAGCCAUCCAAGAAGCCUCGCCGUGCGGCGAAUUUGUUUUCACGAUUUCUCGGCCAAAAAGAAGUGCAAUACACUUCCUAA
Glarea lozoyensis ATCC 20868 is the source of this 1140-nucleotide messenger RNA. Its product is annotated as Cyclin-like protein. Gene Ontology annotation, cellular component: nucleus; cyclin-dependent protein kinase holoenzyme complex. Gene Ontology annotation, molecular function: protein kinase binding; cyclin-dependent protein serine/threonine kinase regulator activity. Lineage: Eukaryota; Fungi; Ascomycota; Leotiomycetes; Helotiales; Helotiaceae. Gene Ontology annotation, biological process: regulation of cyclin-dependent protein serine/threonine kinase activity. The transcript has a single exon. The record is from RefSeq and is a predicted model, not a curated record. The coding region runs from base 1 to 1140 and encodes 379 amino acids.